Molecule: messenger RNA, 1731 nt
Organism: Synchiropus splendidus (mandarinfish)
Lineage: Eukaryota; Metazoa; Chordata; Actinopteri; Syngnathiformes; Callionymidae
Product: zinc finger protein 226-like
Exons: 2
Coding region: 52-1098 (348 amino acids)
Biological process (GO): regulation of transcription by RNA polymerase II
Molecular function (GO): DNA-binding transcription factor activity, RNA polymerase II-specific; RNA polymerase II cis-regulatory region sequence-specific DNA binding
Source: RefSeq, a predicted model, not a curated record
GCGGCCCAGGCUGGUGAUGGAUCGGUGGACUUCGGUUCCAAACCCGGCGGGAUGUCUUCAGUCCAGACUCUCCGGCAGUUCGUCAACGAUCGUCUUGCCGCGGCUGCUAGAGAGAUCUUCGGAGUGUUUGAGCAGACCGUGUCCGAGUUGGAAGAAGAGGUGAACCGCCAGCGGAAGCUGCUGGACGGGCUGCUGAAACCCGUGGGUUUCCUGCAAAACAGAGACAAGCAGCAGCUCCAGGUGAGUCCAGAAGAGCAGCAGGAGUGCAGCAGCCAGUCGGGCUGGGAGACACCAGAACAUCUACACACCAUAGAAGAAGAAGGAGAGGAUGAGACAGGCAUGUCUUUCAAUAUUGUCCAUGUGAAGUGUGAAGAUGACGAUGCUCAGUCAUCACAGCAUCUUCAGACAGAAGGGGAGCCUCCAAUCAGCAGCCGAAAUCAAGACAUGAAAACAGAGGCUGAUGGAGACGACUAUAGUGGGCCAGACCCGUGCAGCAACUUGGAUUCAGAUCUUCAAUCUGAUCACCAGGGGUCACUCUCAUAUGAAUCCAACACUGUAAACUGGGUUGGCACUAGUAAGGCUCUGUUUGGUUCAGUCUCUGAGAAAACGGAUGCCGACAAGUCACUGACCUGCUCCGGCUGUGGCAGAAGAUGCUAUUCCAAGAGAGGACUCAGUUGGCACAGCAAAACCUGCAGAGAAACUUUGAACAAGAGAGCGAGUUCGGAUGCUCGCUUGAGUUUUGAAACAGAAGAGAAACUGUUCGAGUGCUCGGAUUGUGGAAAGCUUUUUAAUCAGAGAAUACAUUUGAAGAGACACAUGGUCAUGCACACGGGAGAGAAACCUUUUGACUGCUCACAGUGUGGAAGAUCCUACAGCCGGAAAGGCGAUCUGAAAAAGCACAUCAGAAUUCACACCGGGGAGAAACCGUUCUGCUGUUCGCAUUGUGGAAAGUGUUUCAACCAAAGCGGAAAUCUGACCACGCAUCUGAGGAUCCACAAAAGGGAGAAGCCGUUCACAUGCCCAGAAUGUGGCAAGUGUUUCAGUCAGAGAGGACAUUUGAAAAAACACAUGAGUCGUCACAUGGGAGACAAAACCUGAGUUUUAGUAUGCGCCACAUGUCAGAGAGUGUUUCAGCGCUUCCAUACCCGCGGCUGCUGUUGAAAUGUUUUGUAACAGUAUGAAGAGAUCAGGCUGUUAGUCACAUUUUUAUUUUGUGGGCUUUUCUGUUCUCUGUUGCAAAAAUUAGUCUGUUUCUCCACUUUGCUGUGUAGUAGCUAUCAGUGUUACUGACAGAAUUUGACUCUCAUAAAAGCGAGGGAUUCGCAAGCCCUCUCUUCCCCUCGAUGUCAGAGCUGGUGGUGCAGAAGGAAAGGUUCUUGUCACUUCACAGCUCAGCUAUUCUAUGAUCUUUGGUGAUCAUUCUAGAAACUGAUUCCUGGAGAUCGGUCAACAGAAUCAGUCUUCUAGAACAGAGAUUCACUGACUGCACACACAGGACUCGCUCUUUGACUGACCGUUGUGGUCUGUUGGUUUUGUCAUAGUGAAGAGCUGAUCUGGAAGUCCUUCACUGAAUGGUAGGUAGAUUUCUCCUUUUAACUGUGCUUUGGAGGAUUCCUGCUGCAUUAGUGAGGUAUGGAAUGGAAGUCUGGGACUCUUUACUUAAGCUGCUGCCCCCAUGACUCCACAGAUGAGAAAUUGGAGGAUUCCUACCACGGCUUCCUUCUGUAAAAA